AUGACAUGCUCGCCGCACGCUUCGUCGACCAAGAUAGGCAGUCGUCAUCCAACAACCUCUCUCGACCAUUCACUUCCUCGUGCUUCCAAACAUCCCCCAUCGACGCUCGACGCUCCCCAUCGACACUCGACGCUCCCCAUCUCGCCCUUCCGCCUUCUCGUUCAUUCUUCAUCGCCGAGAGCAUCCCAUCGCAAGACCCCCCGACCGAGUGUGGAAAACCCAUCGUCCAUCAUGGCGUCGACGACCAAGUAUCAGCCCGCGCCGCAGCACGACGGCGACGACGACUUCACCCACGCACCUCCCGCCUACGCUCCCGCCGCCGCCGCCGCCUCGUCUUCGUCCAACGGCGGUGAGACCCAGGGCCUGUUCGGCGGGCCGCGCAGCAGCGAGGACAACCUGCCAGAUGACUUCAAGGUAUCGUCGACCCCCCGCGAGCGAGUCGCUCGUCCCCCUCCGGCGCCCGAGGAGGCGACGGCCGGCGAGUGCUUUGGCGGCUCCGUGGCGGAAGCCACCAUCGACAUUCGAAAUCAGUUCAUCCGCAAGGUCUACACCAUCCUCACCGUCCAGCUCAUGGCCACGGCCGCCGUCAGCGCCCUCACCUUCUUCAGCGUGUCCUACAAGACGUGGAUCCAGAGCCACCCCGGCGUCGUCUGGCUAUCCCUCAUCGGUUCCAUGGUCUUCAUGGGCCUGACCUACUGGAAGCGCAAGUCGUACCCGACCAAUCUCCUCUUCCUCUCCCUCUUCACCCUCGCCGAGGCCUACACCGUGUCCGUCAUCGUUUCCUUCUACAAGACGUCCAUCGUCCUCAACGCCGUCGUCCUGACCGCCGGCCUCUUCGUCUUCCUCACGCUCUUCGCCUGCCAGACCAGGUACGACUUCACCUCGUGGAUGCCCUACCUCUUCGGCGCCCUCUGGGGCCUCGUCCUCUUCGGCUUCAUGGCCAUGUUCUUCCCCUACAGCUCGACGGCCGAGCUCGUCUACGGCGGCGUCGCCGCUCUCCUCUUCAGCGCCUACAUCCUCGUCGACACGCAGCUCGUCCUGCGCAAGCACCACGUCGAGGAGGAGAUUGCCGCCGCCAUCAGCCUGUACCUCGACAUCAUCAACCUCUUCCUCGCCAUCCUGCGCAUCCUCAACAGCCAGUCCAACAACUAG
This is a messenger RNA of Drechmeria coniospora, 1152 nucleotides long. RefSeq lists its product as uncharacterized. Lineage: Eukaryota; Fungi; Ascomycota; Sordariomycetes; Hypocreales; Ophiocordycipitaceae. The transcript is spliced from 3 exons. Gene Ontology annotation, cellular component: membrane. The record is from RefSeq and is a predicted model, not a curated record. The coding region runs from base 1 to 1152 and encodes 383 amino acids.